CGCCAGUCGACGCCACCGUAGGAAUCACCAAGAGCCAGCUGCAUCGGCUGCAUCCUCACCGGUGGUAGUGCGCUGCCUUCACGUCAUACAAAUGGCUUCGAACGUCGUCUCGCGUAUCAUAUUCGUAACCGGCAACAAAGACAAGCUACGAGAAGUAGUGUCCAUCUUGGGCAAGAUUCCUGGUUUCGAGUUAGACAACCGCGCGGUGGAGCUCAUGGAGCCUCAGGGCGAUGGCGACACUGUCUGUCGGACCAAGUGCGAGGAGGCUGCGCGCCUGGUGGGUGGUCCAGUGCUCGUGGAGGACACAUCGCUGUGCUUCGAUGCCCUGGGCGGCCUACCCGGACCCUACGUCAAGUGGUUCCUCGACAAGAUUGGCUCCGAGGGACUCCAUCGCAUGCUCGUGGGUUACGAGGACAAGCGUGCCGAGGCGGUGUGCACGCUAGGCUUCAGUGCAGGCCCCGAGAAGCCAGUGCGCCUGUUCCACGGUCGUACGCGGGGCACUAUAGUGGCGCCACGAGGUAGCAACAACUUCGGAUGGGACACGUGCUUCCAACCCGAAGGGUACAGCCACACGUACGCCGAGAUGAGCAGCGCUGAGAAGAAUGCCAUCUCUCACCGGCACAGGGCAGUGGAGGCGCUGCGCCAAUUCCUGCUCUCUCCAGACGCUGCCCGCGAGUGCCCUGGCAGCGCAUGACGUUUUACAGUUGGUGUAAUAGCGUGCAUGUAAAUGUAGGUUUUUCAAUUGCUGAAUUAGUAAUAAUACAAACAUAUCUAUUUCACUUGUUCCUGCAGUCCACUUAUGAGUGAACUGCUAGAUGUUUUGUAAAAAAGUGACAUAUGUGUCGAAAUUCUGCAGUUUGAUGCAAUAAAACCAAGUGGCAAUUA
Messenger RNA from Rhipicephalus sanguineus (brown dog tick), 885 nucleotides. Its product is annotated as inosine triphosphate pyrophosphatase. Gene Ontology annotation, molecular function: nucleoside triphosphate diphosphatase activity. NCBI's taxonomy places the organism in Eukaryota, Metazoa, Arthropoda, Arachnida, Ixodida, Ixodidae. The transcript is spliced from 3 exons. The record is from RefSeq and is a predicted model, not a curated record. The coding region runs from base 92 to 694 and encodes 200 amino acids. Gene Ontology annotation, biological process: nucleoside triphosphate catabolic process. Gene Ontology annotation, cellular component: cytoplasm.